Messenger RNA from Dermatophagoides pteronyssinus (European house dust mite), 1189 nucleotides. RefSeq lists its product as uncharacterized. Gene Ontology annotation, molecular function: transcription coactivator activity; DNA-binding transcription factor binding. Lineage: Eukaryota; Metazoa; Arthropoda; Arachnida; Sarcoptiformes; Pyroglyphidae. Gene Ontology annotation, cellular component: nucleus. Gene Ontology annotation, biological process: positive regulation of transcription by RNA polymerase II. The record is from RefSeq and is a predicted model, not a curated record.
AGUCCAUGUGAAGAACUUCAUGUAACAGUCAGAAUUUCAUUCGUACAUAGAACAUUCGAUCAGAUCGUAUUAAAUUAUUUUUACGCGCGUAUCACGAAAAAAAAUACAAAACAUUAUUGCUUUUAUCAUUGUAUCUAAUCAAAAUUCUUUGUAUUCUUUUGAUUUGAUUAAUUUUGUUGUUGUUUUUUAUUAUAAAUGAAAAAAAUGGCUGGUAAUAGUAAACAAAAACAAGUGUCAAGAUCGACUAACAAUAACAAUAACAACAACAACACUGUACAAUCAUUAUCAUCAUCAUCAUCAUCAUCAUCAUCAUCGACACCAGCCGAAUGUUUUAAUUGUCAUAAACCAAUACUUGAAAGAUAUCUACUUAAAGCAUUGGAUCAAUAUUGGCAUGAAGAUUGUUUAAAAUGUUCUUGCUGUGAUUGUCGUCUUGGUGAAGUUGGUUCAACAUUAUUUACAAAAGCAAAUCUUAUUCUAUGUAAACGAGAUUAUUUAAGAUUAUUUGGUAAUACUGGUUUUUGUUCAGCAUGUAAUAAAACAAUACCCGGUUUCGAAAUGGUCAUGCGUGCUAAAUCGAAUGUUUAUCAUUUGGAAUGUUUUUCCUGUUUUCAAUGUCAUCAAAAAUUCUGCGUUGGUGAUCGAUUCUAUCUAUAUGAGAAUAAAAUUCUAUGUGAAUAUGAUUAUGAAGAAAGAAUGUUAUUUGCAAAUCUAUCACGAAAUAAUCAUCUAAAUGAUUUAAUGCAACGACAUCAACAACAACAACAACAACAACAAACGAUUCAAUCAUCAUCACAAUCAUCAUUACAGCCAUUGAUAUCUUCUCAUCAUUUUAAACAAGCUCAUCCUUAUCAUCAUCAUCAUAAUAAUAAUAAUAAUAAUAAUAUGCAUAUUACAAACAAUAAUCAUCAUCAACAUAUUCAUCAGCAACCACAACAACAACAACAUCCAAAUAAAAUGGAUGGCGAUUUAUGUGAUGCAAGUAGCGGUUAUGGAAGUGGAGAUUCACCAUUUGAUCAUUGAUCAUUGGAUUUGCAUGUUUUCAACAAAAAAAUGAAAAAUUCUUCACUUCUACUAUGCACAAUCAUAAUGGAUUUUUUUUUCGUUUCUUGUUGUUGUCAUUAUCGUUUUUUUUUUCAAUUACGGAAAUUGUUGUUGAUCUUUUUUUUUUAAAUCUACCAUUUCAAAAAAA